Capronia epimyces CBS 606.96 is the source of this 3639-nucleotide messenger RNA. Its product is annotated as DNA-directed RNA polymerase I subunit RPA2. Bases 1 to 3639 code for a protein of 1212 amino acids. The transcript has a single exon. Gene Ontology annotation, molecular function: DNA-directed RNA polymerase activity; ribonucleoside binding; DNA binding. Gene Ontology annotation, biological process: DNA-templated transcription. The record is from RefSeq and is a predicted model, not a curated record. NCBI's taxonomy places the organism in Eukaryota, Fungi, Ascomycota, Eurotiomycetes, Chaetothyriales, Herpotrichiellaceae. Gene Ontology annotation, cellular component: RNA polymerase I complex; nucleus.
AUGUCGUCCACCACGACUCAGACCAGCACAAAAUGGUCGGUGGAGUACGAUACGGUGCGACGACACAAACUCUUCCGAAACACGCCCAAAGAUCGCAGCGCCUUCCCAGCCCUUCAGGCUGCUGUGAAACCACACAUCGAGUCGUUCAAUGCACUCUGGGACGAGAAAUUGAUCGACGCAGGAUUGAAGGAUAUCGGUGUGCACACGGUUGUGGAUGGAGACCUUCGAAAUCCCAGCCGCACCAUCCGCCGGAACAAGCUGGAUUUGAGAGUGACCGAGGUCAUCCUUGACAAAGCCGUGCUGCCGGCGUCCAACAAAUUCAGCCUCCAAGAUCGAAACAUCUAUCCCUCUGAGUGUCGAGAACGACAUGCCACCUACCGAGGGAAGCUCAGAGCGAGGCUGCAAUACAGGAUCAACAAUGGAGACUGGAAAGAGUCGGUGCGCGAUGUCGGGCAGAUGCCCAUCAUGCUACGAUCAAACAAAUGUCAUCUGGAAAAAUUCUCUCCUGCAGAGAUGGUUCGCCAUAAAGAGGAAUCGGAAGAAUUGGGUGGCUACUUCAUCGUGAAUGGAAAUGAGAAGCUGAUACGCAUGUUGAUUGCGUCCAGGCGAAACUAUCCCAUGGCCAUUGCUCGGAAUGCCUUCACUGGAAGAGGCCCGACCUUUUCCAAAUUCGGCAUUCAGAUUCGCUCUGUCCGUCCCGACCAGACCUCGCAAACCAAUGUUCUUCACUACUUGACCGACGGGAACGUCACCUUCCGGUUUUCGUGGAGGAAAAAUGAGUUUCUGGUUCCAGUGGUCAUGAUUCUCAAGGCCUUGGUCGACACAAAUGACCGGGAGAUCGCCGAAGGCAUCAUCGGCUCGUCGUCUGGGCCUACCACCCCCAGUUCCUUUGUCUCCGACCGAACCGAGCUUCUUCUGCGGACGUACAAGGCAUAUAACUUGAAGACAAGAGCCCAAACACUGGCCUAUCUGGGCGACAAGUUCCGGCCUGUUCUCGGCAAUCCCAUAACCGUGCCAGACGAAAAAGUGGGCGAAGAUUUCCUGAGGAAGAUUGUGCUCCCGCAUCUCGGCAAUGUCGACGUGACCCCGGCUCAGAAUAAUGACAAGUUUCAGCUGAUUCUGUUCAUGAUCAGAAAGCUGUAUGCUCUGGCGGCAGGCGACUGUGCCCUUGACAACCCCGACGCCGUGUCAAAUCAGGAAAUUCUGCUCGGAGGUUUCCUCUAUGGAAUGAUCCUUAAGGAGAGCAUACACGAUUGGCUGAUGGCUGUUGGAGGAGCUGCUCGAGAGUGGCUCAGGACGAAAAAUGGCGCAACAUUUGCAGAUGCCAGCUUUGAUGCCGACUUUCUUCCCAAAAUCGUGCGGAGGUCAAAUGAAAAUCUGGCCGGCAGGCUAGAAUAUUUUCUGUCCACCGGCAACUUGGUCAGUCAGACCGGGCUCGACCUGUCCCAAACAUCGGGCUUCACGAUCGUCGCUGAAAAGAUUAACUUCUAUCGAUUCAUCAGCCAUUUCAGAUGUAUUCACCGAGGAACCUUCUUUGCACAGUUGAAGACAACUACGGUGCGCAAACUACUACCCGAAAGCUGGGGCUUUCUUUGUCCGGUCCAUACCCCAGAUGGUUCCCCAUGCGGACUAUUAAAUCACCUAGCCCAUCAAUGUCAGGUCCAAAUUAAGAGAAUCGACACGUCUGGCAUCGAGAAGGCGAUCAGUCAAUUUGGUCUUUCGUCUGUGCCUGCGAUGGAUGUCGAGAAUAGCCUGUCGGUUCAGUUGGACGGCCGCAUCUUGGGUUACUCCCCUGCAAAGCGGGCAAAGGAGAUUUCCCAACUCCUGCGGCAUUGGAAGGUCGGUGGCGAACACAACAUUCCUACGGAGCUCGAAAUUGGCUAUGUACCGACCUCGAAUGGAGGUCUUUACCCUGGGCUGUACCUAUUCACCGACCCGUCACGCAUGCUCCGUCCCGUCAAAUAUAUCCCCUCCGACAAGCUCGACUAUGUCGGGCCGUUCGAACAACAAUACAUGAACAUUGCCUGUGUGGACGCAGAUAUCAUCCCGAACUUGACUACGCACAUCGAAUUUAAGCCUACCAACAUCCUAUCCAUCCUGGCCAAUAUGACGCCAUUCUCCGAUUUCAACCAGUCUCCCCGAAACAUGUACCAGUGCCAAAUGAGCAAGCAAGCCAUGGGUACGCCUUCAUCUAACAUGAUGUGCCGGACAGAUAACAAAGCCUACCUUUUACAAACCGGACAGACCCCAGUGGUCAGGCCGCCACUUUACAACGAGUAUGGAUUGGACAGUUUCCCCAAUGGAAUGAAUGCGGUGGUGGCUGUGAUUUCUUAUACUGGGUAUGACAUGGAUGACGCCAUGAUCAUCAAUAAAUCCGCUCACGAGCGAGGUUUUGGGGAUGGUGUCAUCUAUAAGACGAAGGUUUAUGAAUUGAACGAAAAGUCACGGAGCAGUCGAUCCAAAACUGAGAUCAAGUCUCUGUUCGGGUUUGCUGAAGGCGACCCCAACCCGUCCGAGGAAGCUCUUUCAAGUCUCGACCCGGAUGGCCUGCCUCCUGUCGGGACCAAAGUCGGCGAAGGCUCGAUAGUGCUAGCAUAUCACAACGUCAUGUUCGAUCCGUCGGAAGGCAAGCUGAAGAAUCUGGAUGGCAACACCAAAUAUUUCAAGUACAAGGACUCCGAAGAAGCAUACAUCGACCAAAUCAGACUCAUUGGCUCCGAGACCGGCGAUCAGCCGUGUCAAGCCAUCAGCAUCAAAUACCGAAUUCCGCGAAGGCCGAUCAUCGGGGACAAGUUCUCGUCGCGGCACGGCCAAAAGGGUGUGUGUUCGAUGCUGUGGCCCAGUGAAGACAUGCCGUUCAGCGAAUCCGGGAUCCAACCCGAUGUCAUCAUCAACCCGCACGCGUUCCCGUCCCGAAUGACGAUCGGCAUGUUUGUCGAGUCACUUGCGGGCAAAUCGGGCGCGCUGCACGGCCUCGCGCAGGAUUGUACACCCUUCUCCUUUGACGAGGACAACACGGCAGGCGACUUCUUUGGCGACCAGCUCCGGCAGGCCGGGUACAACUUCUACGGCAACGAGCCCAUGUACAGCGGCAUCACGGGCAAGCAGUUUGCGGCCGACAUCUACAUCGGCGUCGUGUAUUACCAGCGGCUGCGGCACAUGGUCAGCGACAAGUUCCAGGUGCGGACGACCGGGCCGGUCAAUGCGCUGCACGGGCAGCCCAUCAAGGGCCGGAGCAAAGGCGGCGGUAUCCGUGUGGGCGAAAUGGAGCGCGACUCGCUCAUCGCCCACGGCUGCGCGUACCUGCUCCAGGACCGGCUGAUGGAUUGCAGCGACAAGCAGCGUGCCUGGGUCUGUCGCUCGUGCGGCAGUUUCUUGAGCACCAUGAUGGUCCCCAACCAAUUCACCCUCGGCCGGAAGGGCGGUCGCGUCGAGCCCAGCGGCAUGGUGCGCUGUCGCGCCUGUGCUCGCCCGGCCGUUUUUGCUGACAGCAAGAUGCUCGUCUGGGAGGAUGGCGCCGGGCGCAAGUUCGUCGGCGGCGACAACACCACCGUCGUCAAUGUCCCAGGCGUCUUGCGCUAUCUCGAUGUCGAGCUCGCCGCCAUGGGCGUGCGCACCACGUUUCAGAUCGAGGGUUAG